AUGUCAUAUAAAGGAUCUACACAAGUAAAAUCAUGGAUAUUCACAAAACAGGAAUUAGAGCAACAAAGAAACUCUGUUAACAAUGCAUUUUGUGAGUCACUGAAAGCUGCAUCGGGUGUAAGCGAUACUUCUAAUCUUGUGACACCUUACGAAGAACAACAGCUCUUGUUUCACUAUAAAAAAAUGAUAAUGCAAAUAGGUCAACAAAUGAACUUACCAGAUGCUGUUUAUAUUCUACUUGAAGAGAUCAGUGAUGGAAGUCAAUCCCAAGCAGGCAAUGAAAGUUUACCACUGUAUGGUUUGCUAUUGGAUAUUAAUGAUCUCGUUGCAGGCAACCAACAUUCGAAAUGGCUAAACUCAUCAACCUUUACAUUCGAAACAAUCUAUGAAGCUGCAAAGAAAUUCGUAUUAAAAUCGGUUGUCACUGAUUGUUGUUUCCUCUAUCACCCAUAUCAAAUAGCAUUGGCAUGUCUAGAUUUAGCAUGGCCACCAUUUUCAAAAUUAUUAAUUAAAUCAAAGAAAGAUGAAAAGAAAACAAAGAAAUCGUCUUCGUCAUCAGGUAGCAAUAAGAAACAGAAAACAGAUAAACAAUCUCCAGUAAACUUGAGUUCACCUACUACAACGGAUGGAAAUAGCAAUACAACAUCGGAUCCUAUGGCAGUAGAUGUACAAACUACAACUCAAUAA
This is a messenger RNA of Heterostelium album PN500, 687 nucleotides long. RefSeq lists its product as uncharacterized. The transcript has 4 exons. Lineage: Eukaryota; Evosea; Eumycetozoa; Acytosteliales; Acytosteliaceae. The coding region runs from base 1 to 687 and encodes 228 amino acids. The record is from RefSeq and is a predicted model, not a curated record.